Messenger RNA from Ceutorhynchus assimilis (cabbage seed weevil), 2492 nucleotides. The record is from the annotation of a GenBank genome assembly. NCBI's taxonomy places the organism in Eukaryota, Metazoa, Arthropoda, Insecta, Coleoptera, Curculionidae.
AAAAGGCAAAACAAAAGCCGGGCCGGCAUUUUGAUUUUGGUAUCUCUUGGAGUUUUCCGUAAAUUUAUCGAAUAAAUCAUUAUUUUAUAAUAAUUAAAAUCGCUCAAAAUGAAUUUCUUACCUCUUCCUGGCCCCGAUUGCGAUGUGGUUAAAAAAAUUAUCGAAUUGGGAUUCUACGAUCACUUGGAAAUCAAGGAGCCCCACGAAUACGUCGACCGGUGUUUGGACAUUCUGCAAUCUGCUCCGAAAUGCAUCAGCGAACUUCGCAGAAGCGACAGCGCCAUGGAACAAUCCAAAAACAACACUAUUGCCGACAAUGUCAGAAACGAGGGCAACGCGUUCUACCACAAUCGCAAAUGGAUGAACGCUUUGAUUUUGUUCAACAACACCAUUUGCUACGGUAAACCCGACAGCGCCCAAUUGGCCAAGGGUUAUGCGAAUCGCUCCGCUUUACUGUUUGAGAUGAAAUAUUACAAACAAUGUUUGGAGGACAUCGAUAAAGCCCUUAACAUAGUAAGUUACACGAGCGACCAAAGACGAAAGCUCAUAGACAGACAAAAAGAAGCCAAAAAACUCUUGCCAAAGCAAGAACUGAAAUAUUUCCACAAGGAAAUUCCAGAAUUGUCAUCUGUCAACCCAGACAUCACUGCAGCCUCUCUCUCAGUAAAAAUCCAGAAAAACGACAAAUACGGGCGAUUCAUUGAGGCAACACGAGACAUUGAAGGUGGAGAAAUAAUAGCAAUUGAGCGUCCUUACGCCAUAGCCAUUAAGGAGAAAAAGAAAAAAAUGUAUUGUUCAGAAUGUGCUGAAUUCAGCCUCAAUUUAAUACCGUGUCUUAAAUGCUCAACUGUAAUGUAUUGCGAUGAGAUUUGCCGCGAUAAAGCUUUUAAAGAUUACCACGAAUAUGAGUGUGUAGUUAUCAGAUAUUACGAUGACGGUUUCAUGGAGCAUCCCUUAGGUUGGGUGGCGCUCAGAUCGGCCCUCAAAGGCCUCAAAGAAUAUAAAAAUUUCGACAAACCCCGCUCCUACCAGAACGUAUACAGAUCGAAUCGCUACAAGGAAAUUUUCGAGUUGGACUCUUUUAACAAAGGAAUGUCGCAAACUGUCAUAAUGGAAUUGGCCUUUAACAUUGCCAAAAUAUUUCACGUGCUCAAAAACAAGACGGAUUUGAUUCAGAAAUAUAAAAUAACCGAAAAGGAUUUGAAAUUUUUGCUUUUGAAGGAAAAAUUGACCAACGCCUUAAAUAGUUUGCCCAUUCAAGUUUAUACGCCUGAGGCUGAAUGUGUGGGCAAAUCUGUUGGAGCUGGAGUGUACGCCUUUGGCAGUUUGUUUAAUCAUUCUUGUGUGGAGAAUGUGGAUAUUUUUUCUUAUGGAGCUGUCCAGGUUUACAAAGCUGUCAAGAAAAUAAGGAAGGGAGAGCAGUGUUUUAUUAAUUAUGGUAUGCCUUAUCAAAUGAUGAAAAAAUCCGAUCGCCAAGAAAAACUAAAAAUCCGCUACCAGUUCACUUGCGAUUGCCGCGCCUGCGCAAACAACUGGCCGAUGAUGGGCGAAGGCAAAUUAACUGGAAAAUUACAAAUGACAGAUUUGUCCACAAGCGACCCGAUGUUGGCCGUAAAACUGGUCCGGCUGUUGCUACUGGUAGAGGGCAAAAAUAAAAUAACCGACAAAAAUCGCGAAGAUGUUUUAAAGGAGGUUUUUGAAGUUCUGGACAUGUUGAGGUUUCAGGAACCCACCAAUAUUCAUUUGGUUUUGUACGAUAUUUUGAGUGUCGCUAUGCGAUACGGCAAUGUUUUGUAUGAGGAUUAUUGAGUUUAUUUAAGGUAAGUGAGGUCCGGAUUAUUUCUGGUUUUUAUCAGAUGGUGAUUAAACCGGGCCUAAGUAUGUUAUUUGUGUUAAAGGUUUUCUUCUACAACUUAUUCUUUUUGAGAUUUUCGACUUAGAAGCUUAACCUAAGUUUUUCAGUUAUUAGAGUUUCAGUAUUUUUUGUGGUUGUUGAAACCAAUUUAAUGUUUGAGAGUUGAUAUUUUCGUUGUGUUUUUUUUUUGACAAAGAAAAGUUUAUUUUUUGUUCUUUGAGAAUUAACCUACAUUUAUUUGAAGUUUUGGUUAGUUGAAUGCAUUGGAACGAGUUUCUGCUGAUAAAAAUUAACUACAAAAAAAUUAUAUAUACUUUCUUCUAAGACUUAUAAGAACAGCUAAAAUACUUGAUUCAGUGUAUUUGAACUACAAUCACUAUUUGAAAGUUAGUUCUAUAGUUUUUUAAGGAUGUUAUAAGUAUUACAUUAGAAUAUUGAAAAUUUGAUUUUGGCACAAAGCAAACUAGUGAACUUCAUGCUAGUUUGCAGCCAACAAAUGUUUUUGAAAGUAUUUUCGUUUUGUGAUAAAUCAUAAUAUUAGAAUUUAGUUUUUUUUUUAUAUAUUUUCGAAUAGAAAAUUGAUUUCAAAUUAACAGUGCCUUAUUUGUGUUUCCAAUUUCACAUCUGAACCUGAUGC